Physella acuta is the source of this 1955-nucleotide messenger RNA. Its product is annotated as actin, cytoplasmic. The record is from RefSeq and is a predicted model, not a curated record. Lineage: Eukaryota; Metazoa; Mollusca; Gastropoda; Physidae.
CUCUGACCCCUCAAGAUGUGUGACGACGAUAUUGCUGCUCUGGUCAUCGACAAUGGUUCAGGAAUGUGCAAGGCUGGAUUCGCUGGGGACGACGCCCCUAGGGCGGUGUUCCCCUCCAUUGUGGGGAGGCCCAGACACCAGGGUGUGAUGGUUGGUAUGGGACAGAAAGACAGCUAUGUUGGAGAUGAGGCCCAGUCCAAGAGAGGUAUCCUGACACUGAAAUACCCCAUUGAGCAUGGUAUUGUCACCAACUGGGAUGACAUGGAGAAGAUCUGGCACCACACCUUCUACAAUGAGCUGAGAGUUGCCCCUGAGGAACACCCAGUUCUUCUCACUGAGGCUCCACUCAACCCCAAAGCCAACAGAGAAAAGAUGACACAGAUCAUGUUCGAGACCUUCAACUCCCCUGCAAUGUACGUAGCUAUUCAGGCUGUUCUUUCUCUGUAUGCAUCAGGUCGUACCACUGGUAUUGUCUUGGACUCUGGUGAUGGUGUUACCCACACUGUCCCAAUCUAUGAAGGUUACGCCUUGCCCCAUGCUAUUAUGAGAUUGGAUUUGGCUGGUCGUGAUCUCACUGAUUACUUGAUGAAGAUCCUCACAGAGAGAGGCUACAGCUUCACCACUACAGCAGAAAGAGAAAUUGUCCGUGACAUUAAAGAAAAGCUCUGCUACGUUGCUCUUGAUUUUGAUCAGGAAAUGCAGACCGCUGCUACGUCAUCUUCUUUGGAGAAAAGCUAUGAGCUCCCGGAUGGUCAAGUCAUCACUAUUGGUAAUGAGAGGUUCCGCUGUCCAGAGGCUGAAUUCCAGCCCUCGUUUAUUGGUAUGGAGUCUGCAGGUAUCCACGAAACCACCUACAACUCCAUCAUGAAGUGCGACGUCGAUAUCCCUAUGUACGUAGCAAUUCAGGCUGUUCUCUCUCUGUAUGCCUCUGGUCGUACCACUGGUAUUGUCAUGGACUCUGGUGAUGGUGUUACCCACACUGUCCCAAUCUAUGAAGGUUACGCCUUGCCCCAUGCCAUUAUGAGAUUGGAUUUGGCUGGUCGUGAUCUCACUGAUUACUUGAUGAAGAUCCUCACAGAGAGAGGUUACAGCUUCACCACUACAGCAGAAAGAGAAAUUGUCCGUGACAUUAAAGAAAAGCUCUGCUAUGUUGCUCUUGACUUUGAGCAAGAAAUGCAGACCGCUUCAACAUCAUCAUCCCUUGAAAAGAGCUACGAGCUUCCUGAUGGUCAGGUAAUUACCAUUGGUAAUGAGAGGUUCAGGUGCCCAGAAGCUGAAUUCCAGCCAUCCUUCCUCGGCAUGGAGUCUGCAGGUAUCCAUGAAACCACCUACAACUCCAUCAUGAAGUGUGACGUCGAUAUCCGUAAAGACUUGUAUGCCAACACUGUAUUGUCUGGUGGUUCCACAAUGUUCCCAGGUAUUGCCGACCGUAUGCAGAAAGAGAUCACUGCUCUUGCUCCACCAACAAUGAAGAUCAAGAUCAUUGCUCCACCAGAGCGCAAAUACUCUGUAUGGAUUGGAGGCUCCAUCUUGGCCUCUCUAUCCACCUUCCAACAGAUGUGGAUCUCCAAACAAGAGUAUGAUGAAUCUGGUCCCUCUAUCGUUCACAGAAAGUGCUUCUAAACACGUUUGACUGAUUAGUUAAUGUUUUGUUAAGACUCAAAGUAUCACUUCCAUUAGCUGGUUGUUGUGAUACCGUGAAAUGUAUAUCACCAAACAUGAUCAGAACAUUUCACACCAGUCCCAGUUCGUCAAUCACGUGACGCGAAUCAAGCACCAACCAAUUCUGACUUGCUAGCUUUAACACUGCAAGAACUUUUCAGGAGAAAAAUGUUCAAUUUCUUUUAUUACUUUUUUAACUGUGCAUGUUAUUUUAUGUAAUUUAAUCAUGAUAUGCUUUGAACCUAGCAAAAACAAAUUUAUAAUGGCAAUAAAUACAUACUUUAUUUUCCUCA